This is a messenger RNA of Petromyzon marinus (sea lamprey), 8289 nucleotides long. Its product is annotated as KIAA0825 ortholog. The record is from RefSeq and is a predicted model, not a curated record. NCBI's taxonomy places the organism in Eukaryota, Metazoa, Chordata, Hyperoartia, Petromyzontiformes, Petromyzontidae.
AUCAAGAUUGAAAAAUAUUCUAGAGACGCACGACACUCGCGACGUCAUCGCCCGUGAGGCCCCGCAAGCGGCCAUAUUGCGUGGGGAAACGCGCGCGUGCUUGGCUGGCGUGUGGCCAAAGCGACGUCACGUGACGGCGAUGGUCCCCCCGCCGGUAGCAAUAUGGAGGGGUGUGUAAGGUUCCCAUAGAAAUAUGGCCGUCGCUCGUCCCCUCCGCGUGGUUGUUGCGCAUCGUCGUCGUCCCCACGCCCCCCACCAUAACCCAGGGUAACGGAGACGCGGAGACCCGUGGAGGUUGUUUGCAGCUAAGUCCUGCACUGAUUGUGUAGUCCGCGAUGGAGGGAUUUGGAGAUCCCUGCGUGCUGCACAAAGUCUUGUCCGUCCUCCAUGAGAACACGGGAGAGCAAGAGUUGCAAGAGCUAUUGGAGCACCUCAACACUGAACUCAAAGAAAACGCACACAUGAUUGAGCGAGGGCUGGAGGAGAUGGGAGCGGAGUUGAGCGCUGCGUUUCCAGGAGACGAGCCUCCCGCCAGGGCGGCCGAGCAGCUGGCCUGGCUUGCCCGCAAGGACAUGGGAUCGCUGUGGCCCUCCCAGACGCCGCAGCCCGAAGUCGUACGCUUCCUGAGCGAAAUACUGCGCAUGCUCCGCUCGGAGCAGGGCCUCGACGACGAGAUUCUGCAGCUCCUGCUAGAGAUCUCGUCUCGCUCGGGAGUGCUCUUCCCUUCCCACCCCAGCGGCACCACCUUCCAGUUCUCCUCGCUGGCGUCUCUCAACGCCGCCGAGGACACGUCCGCACUGGACGUGCAGUCGCUGUGGGAGAGCACGCGGCUGCACCUCCGCACGCACCUCCUACGCAGGCUGGCUGCCAUCUCGGCAGCCACGGGCUCCGCCAGGGCACAACACUUAACCCGAUUGCGCUGCCUGCAGAGCUUGGCGUUCCUCUACCCACCGGACGAAUUUUUGCCCAAAUACAAGGCCAUGCGUGCCAAACAGCUGCAGGACAUGCUGCGGCGGUGUGGAAUGAAUCCGGCCAAAGAGUUUGAAAGCCGGGGCGCCGUUAACCUGGGGAGUUUUGCGCUGUCACUGGCGGAGGCUGUUCCCCAGAUCUGCAUGUUGAUGGUGGAAGACCAUGCGGCUGUUGGUGGCGUGGCGGGUUGCGAGGUGGCGUCCCGGUUUCUCCAAGAGGUGUUCCUGGAAGAGAUUGAGGAGGAGCUGGAGGGAGCAUUGGGGCAGCCAUUGCUGCUGCUGCCAGAUGGCCCUGCAUGCAAGGAUGGCAGGAGGCCAAAGGGAAAGAGAAACACAGUGGAUGAAUCUGCAAUGCUGGCACAAGACACGCUUUCCCAGCUGACCCGGGUGAUGUCAAGUCUGCUCAAGAUGGACAAGCGACUAAGGGAAUUAGCAUGGUCUGCCCCGGCUAGCAGUGGUGGUGUCAACGAAGGCCCACUCAAGAAAGGCAGCCCAGGACUCGUUUCUCCAGAACCACACUCGAAGAAGAAGCCGGGCACGUCUCAGGCUCUGGAAUGGGAAUGGAAGACUCUCUUCCAGGACCUUUCUGGUCCGAUGGCUCGGAGCCUUCUGCAAACAGGAGCGGAGAUCACGGGGAGGUGGUCACAGAAGUCGCCCGCCGGCGGCCCCUCUCCGCUGGUGUCCGCCGGCGUGAUGGAGGGUGGGGGCAGUCAUCGCUGCGUGGUGUUCGAGUUCUGUGCAGGCGUAGUGGACGAGCUGGAACUCUACUUUCCUUUGGCCGUUGCCGGUCGCGAGGGCCCACUGCGCGAAGUAGGCACCGCCUUCGUGUCCGUCUGCUGCGACGUGACGGCGUGCGUCCUGCGCCGGCUGCGGGAAUAUGGACGCGGUGGGGCAGACGGUGGCCCCGUGAACGCGUUGUACGCUGCGCUGUCCUCGGCGGCGUUUAUGCACGGCCGACUGCGGAGUUUCUGCGACGCGCUGGCCGACCGGUCGUUCACGUUGCCUUUGUCUGCGACCCUCAAGAAGUGGCAAGAGUUUAUGUCAGGCAUCUGUGACAGCAUCACAGACUACCACAUUGGGGUCCUUACCACGAGCAUCCUGCACGAUUCGGAGAGCCACCGCUGGGCAGAUCACAGGCCUUUCUACGAGGGCGAGCGUUGCUCCUUCAGCUUGCAGAUGUGGCACUGCCACCUCGGCGCCCUUUGGUCCGACCUCCGGCGGUCUCUGCCCCCGGCGCUGGCGCGCUCCCUGCUGGCGUCGGUGCUGGGCCGCUCGCUUGCGCCGCUCGCCGCGCGCUACGCCCGGGCCCGCCCGUCGGAGCGCCGGACGCCGCAGGUGCGCGCCGACAUCACGGCCGCGCUGGCCUACUCGGCGUGGCACCUGCUGGGCGUCUGCCGCGGCUGGCGGGAGCUGCUGGAGCCGGAGGGGAGCGGCGGGGACGAGCACGCGGAGCUGCUGUCGCCGAUCCAUGCGCACUGCGGCUCGCUGCUGGCAACGCUGGCUGUCGGCACUGCGCCGCUGGAUCAGCUCCACCUAGCCUUCAAAGAUGGGUUCCCUGCCGCGAAAAGCGCACCACGCUUGCGUAAAGAUGGAUCCAGGCCAGGCCUCGCUCCUCUGUGGCUGCAGUGGAUGAGGCCAGGCCUCUUUGGCAAAGGGCCAGAGAGGGUGUACGAGCACGUCAGGCUGCUGCUGGCCCAGCCUCGGCUGGACCGGGAUCUCCUCGUGCAGACCCUGGUGUUUGAAAACGGGCUGCUGUCCAAAGCGCUGCUCGUCAACACGGGGGUCGAGCGGCGGCGGCCGUGGCGGCGGGCGAACGCGGGGCCGGAGGGAGGCGGCCGCUCGCUGGCGCAGGCCGUGCUGCUCACGCUGGGCUCCUGCGAGGACUCUCCCUGCGUCCUGCGUGACGUGAUGCGGGAAUACCUGGACAGGCACGCCCUCUGGGACCACGUGGUCAUCUCGCCCGAAGUGGACGGGAGCCAGGAAUCGGCCGUGAGCGAAAGCCUGCGCCUCCUGCUGUCUCCGGCCCGGGAUGUGCUGCUGCUGCCCGUGCUGGAGCUGCUGGAGGCCUCGCGGACGGCCGGGAGUGAUGCGGCAAAGGAACUGCCGCCCUCUCUCAUCAGCAAGAUCCCCCAUGAGUGGGGGUUUGCGGCGUCGCAGAAGCAGGGAUUUGCAGGCACCAUGGACUUUGUGGAGCGAGCCCUAGAGGCCACCGUGCAGACGCUACCGCUGGCCGCGGCAUCUAUUUCUACGCCCAUCAAGGUCUUCUUCUCCUCGAUUGCUCCUGAAGACGGCGGCGGUGCCGGCGGCCUCUCGAAGCUCCGGCCGCCCCACGGCUCGCUGCUGCUCUACGCGCUCUGCGACCUGCUCUGCCGAACGCUGAAGGACGGCAAUGCCGCGGAGGAGGCCACCGGCGUCACGCUGGACCGGGCCUCGGCGGAGGCGUUGGCGCUCGUGGCGGACUGCGUGCGUGCCGUGGCGAUGGAGGGGCGCGAUGAUAGUGGCGGCGGUGGCGGCGGCGAUGUCGGCGGUGGCGGUGGUUGCUCCCCGUCAGUGCGACGCACCGUACAGGCCUUGAGGAUGCGGAGGCCCGGCUGGGUGGAGGCCACCCUGGCACGGGCGGCCAGGAUCGUUGGAGCACAGCGGUGCGACGCAGAGAGCGGCACGCGUGGUGCGGCGCGGCCGGUUGAGCUGCCGCCAGCAGCUCCGCCUUCGCGCCGGAGGCCAGGUGGUCCCCUAUACCUGCGCCGCAUCCAUCACGCUGUCAGCACCAAUGAGAUGUGGCUCGCACAGCAACUGGGAGGGGAUAGAAGAGUUCAAGUGGAGCAGACCCCAGCGGAGUUUGUGCUUUCGGAUUCCGAGCCUCCUUCAGACUUUAAUCCUGUGAGCAGCCUCUGCCACAUUGGCACCGAGCCACUACAACAGGCACAACUGUUUUCCUGGCCCUGGGACUGGAGUGCCUUGCUGCAGUCUCACCUGGGACUGAGUAAGCCCUCCUUCGCCUGCCUGCUGGCCAACAGGUGGGAAAUGCAGGAAGACGCGACGCUGGAUGAGGAGGAGAGAGCCAUGGUGGAGCACCUGAGAAACGUCUACCUCGAUAUCGCAGAGGCCAGGGGGUUCCACGCUUAAAACUCGCUCGCUCUCUCACUCUCCAAACGAAACGUCCAGACGAGGUCCAACGGCUCCCUCUUUCUCGCUCUCUCUCUCCCUCACCGUCUGCUGCCGGUGCAGCCCGCCACAUUGUUGCAUUUUCCAUUGUGUUUAUUUCCCCGACAGUCGAAACCAAAGCCUUCCUUGUCGGCAAGCCUUCGACUGCCGGGAGCUGCGGUAGAAAUCGCACCGAGGGCCGCGGUUGGAGCGGCGCGGCGCUAAGCCGCAGGUCGCCGCCGCCGCCGUUGCUGGCGUGAUCGCGGAGCGGCGUUGGGUGAUGCGCGGACCCGGCCGGCAGCCUUAACACUUGGCCGCAGCGUGGCCCGCUCGUGAAAUCAGAUAAAAGAAAGAAGAAAAAAACAUCCAAGUCAAAGAGCGCGUCGGGGGCGGGGGGGGGGGGGUGGCAGGCGCGAAAAUAACGACGUCUGUUAACGAGGGGGCCCACCUUCUGAACAGGAGCGAAUGUUGAGUAUCAGUUGUAGCUUUUGCAAGCCUGCACAAUGAUGAUAAUAAUAAUGAUGAUGUUGUUGUCUCAGCCACGAUAGAUUCACGUCAAGCUCAGCAUUAUUAUAUUACUUCCGUUUGCCCCCCCCCACCACCACCCAGCCAAAGCACAGCGAAGCUCUUGCGGCAAGCAAGCAAGCACGCACGCUUGUGGGGAUGAUCAAAGGGUACGAGGGAUGCGAGAGGCGGGGGAGUGAGUUUGCUGCGAAAGUUCCGUGGAGAAGUCGAGUGCGUUUGUCAGUCGACCGCGCGAGCCCGUUGGCCGCUGGCCUCUGGCGGAUGGAGGCGAUCGGAUUGACAGCUGUUGGGAGUAAUUUUGGAACAAUGGCAUCGCCCGCGUAACUCAUCUUCACGGUGCUCGUCUGCUGAACCUGCGAUAGGCCAAGAGCGAACGUGAGACCGGCCUCUUUAUUUUUUAAUUUUAUUUGUAUUUUCUCCCUCGCCGUGGCACGGACUCGUAACAGGGUCAGCAAUUAAGUUGUCAUAAUUACACACGGCUACUUGUUCAACCUUAUAUAUAUAUUUUUUAAACACUCCAGUUUAAGUGAAAUGCAUUUGUCGUAAUAUGUCGAAGUACCCUGUUUUUUGUUGAUCCAUUUGAUAAUUCGAUAUGAACCUACCACUGCCACCACCUUCAGACUCCAGUCACGUAUUUAUUUUUCCUUAGGGUCCCAUGAGGAUUUUUACACAGGGUUCAACAUUUUACAUGCAGUUUUGCGCGAGGGUUUUCAACAGAGCUCCUAAAGGCACCGUGUAGUCGCUUGUAAACGGUAAAGGUGCAGUCCUACAAUUGCCGGCCCACGUCGCUGCUGGUGGCAGGGCCUCCACUAGAGGGAGCAUUUCAGAGGUAUGUUGGCCUAUGAUUCCAUGUUGGCCAGACGUCUUCGAAGGGGAAAGAGUUACCCACACUUUUCCCCACCACACGCAACCUGUCUUUACCGCUCUGUACCCAUACUGUAUAUAUACACAUAUUAAGACGAAACUAAAUUAUUUGUUAUUUUACCAGGUAAGGCCCACUGACCGAUAUAAAUGACAGCUCAAUGAAGUGGCGCAUCAUGUGGAAAUUUAUAGCAGCCAAAUAAAUGUGGAGAGAAAAAUGGGCGGACACGUAGAAAAACCCACGCAACCGCAGGGAGAACAUGCAGACUCCAAAUAUACAGACGUCGGGGUCGUGAUCGAACCCACAACCUCAUGUAUACCUGGUGAGGUAGUUAACAUCUCGCCACCACGGUGCCCCUUAGUACUGGGAUGACAGAGGUGGUGGGUGGGGGUUUAAGACACUUGCACGACUGUUUCAGACUGCAUACAGGAAGAAUCCAAUGAGCUGUAAAGCUCUGAAUUUCAGUUGCAAUGUGCUGACCCCACAGCAGUCUCUUGUUCGGGGCUGGGUUCUACGGUUCUCCGGGGGGGCGGAGCUAAUAUCAUUCCGGCCUGUGAUUGGGUGGCAUCCUUCCAGUGGGUGGUGCUAAGUGACAUGCGACGUGACAUGUACAAUGUGCAGGCACGCCUCUACUUACAAACAUGUUAGAUUCCAGAGAUAUGUUCGUAAGUCGGUUUGUUCGUCACAAACUUUACUCCUGUCUUAUUCCAAACAUGUUGUACGGCAUGUACACUAAAUACGGGGAAUGGCUUUUUAAGGUGUAUCAUCUCUUGUAUAUCUAAAUGACACCGGUUCUUCAUGUUCUGUAGAUGUAGAUGCCACUGGUUCUUCAUGUGGCAUCUACAUGACAUACGGGCAGGUUGUUCGUAUACUGUAUCUGAAAGUUCGUAAUUCGAGUGUUCGUAAGUAGAGGAGUCUCUGUAAUCGGAGUGGCUCUGCCUGAGCUCGCAAGCAGUUCGCGUGCCUGGCUCGAGAGAGAUAUGCGGAGGGUACUCUAUGGAGUAUUAUGAAGUAAGAAUUGUGUUUGUUAAAUGUUCAAUACUCAUUGCGACUAAAGUAUCUCGAUGACUUGCGAUACAUGCAAUAUAUAAUAUUGAUUUGAAGCUUUCGUGACUGCAGGAAUCCAUACUCUUUGGUUCUUUCGGUAAAGUCACGUAGGUAUAUUUUAUUUUAUACCUACGUGACUUUACAGAAAAAAACAAAGAGAAUGUACAAUAUGUUUAGAAUUUUGGGACAUUUACAAUAAGAAAAAAAGUAUACAUUUUAAUUUACAGAUUACAUCUUAGCCUAGAUGUACUAUAUCUUGUUAUUAAAUAAAUUACAAACUAAAAUACGUGCAGAAAGUGUAAUUGGCUCAUAGAGAGGAAUAGCCAUUGUGCCACACAUUCCAUAUUUACAAUUGCUUGUAACCAAAUUGCAACAAAAGUAAAGCUUUGCAUAAAGAGCUCAAGUAGCUCAGGUAUCCGAUACGACAAAGACAAUUGUCAUUGGGCUGUCACCUUGUGACAGUCUAAUCUUGCGCAUGCUGACAGCAAUCUUCAGGAGCUAGAUACCAAUGUCAAGGUCUACUAGCCACGACAAGAGGGCUUCAGGAUAGAGUUCGUGUGGUUUUGCUCUUUCUCCCCCGUUGAAGGAGCGCGGAUUACAAGCGGGUUUACAGCAUUGUCCAUAGUUUGGUUUGCAUGGCCACACUCGCACUGCUGUGGCUUGACUAUACACCGAGUGAAAUAAAGGACCCUGAUGCUGAGUGCUUGUGUGUGUAUGAGGUGUGACUCGCAAGCCGGCAAGAGGGAGAAAGGUGCGACUUUACCCCGAGGAUCGGCCCUCCCAACGUGCCUUGAUUGUCACAUGGCAUCACCACGUGGCGUGUAAUGUGCACGGCCUUGUUUUGGACCACCAGCUCACGAGAGCCAAAGUCGUGGCUAUUUGUGUUCCAGUUCUCUCAAUGUGUGUUUCCUCAGCUGCUGUCUAAAGUGAAAAUAGCCACAAUUUUGACCCUUUUGAGUUACGGUCUAUUGCAACGCUAUCAUGUUAUUUGUACCAUUAUGCGCACAAUAUGGUGAUGUCACGCGACAUGCAAUCCAUGAUAGGAAGACCAAUUCUAUCUUUUCAGUGGUGCUUCUUCCCGUCUAUAAUGCACAUGUUGUGUGCCUUUUCUCCAUGACUGGUUUCUCACCAUUUGAAAACGUUGGAUCCGGUCUUCCUCGCAAGCCAGGUUGACAACAUCGUUCGGGACGCACUGUCGGCCGACGCUGGAAUUCUGCAGAUGCUUUGCUGCGGUUUUAAGGAUUUUAAAGCCACGAUGAACGGAAGCACACGCGGAGGACGGCGAUGUCUGGCGUGAUAGAGCGGAAUCGCUUCCCCCCCCCCUCCUCCCCGUGGGAUCGCGAGGGCCCACAAGGUGACCUGUGGCAAAAUCGCUCGACUCCCCGACGGAGGACCCUUCUAAUUGUGCCGCCACUCAUUUGCCGAUUUGAACGUCAACUUUUGAGCGUCGCGCUUGCAACCGCCGUGCAAACGACGCUCAGGAGUCAUUAGGCAGGGCCUCCCGUGCGUGUCCACCGGGCCUGGAGUCCCACUGGCCGGGCAGUACGCCCGGCCGCGGAAUGAACCCUCCCCCCUCCGAGGCCAUAGAUGGAGGUUCUAUUUGUUUAUUUUUUUUCAAAAGCCUUCCCAGCGAAACCGCUCCGCAACCCCUUGUAACCCAAAGGUAACUCGAUCAUCGCCUGCAUGCAGAUUUGAAUGUCAAGUGGUGAUGCUCACGUACAAGCGGGUGGCUGGGGGGGGGGG